UUAUUAUGAAUAUAUGUAAACUGACAAUCUCAUACAGCAAAUGUUACAGAUUGACUCGUGUUGCCACCGCGAGACGUGCAGCAAACGUGGCAUUCCCUGAGCUCUAACGCCGUCCCGUGCUUCCAACUAAGCUCGCAGGUGUCCCCAUCCACACCGCCUCCGCAAUCUAUUUACCCCAAUCUCCUUCUCCUCCUCUGCUCCCAUCAAGGUGCGAUUGAGGCUUGCAAGACUGAAAAUUUCAUCCAUCAGCAGUCAGCGAUCGAGAGUAGAAGCGACCCGCACAAUGUCGACGGAGCAGGAGCGGCGUGAGCUGGACGAGCUGGCGAGGCGGGGCGAGACUGUUGUUCCCGGCGGCACCGGCGGAAAGAGCCUCGAGGCCCAGGAGCACCUCGCCGAAGGACGGAGCCGUGGAGGGCAGGUAAGGAAGGAGCAGCUGGGAACGGAGGGGUACCAGGAGCUGGGCCACAAGGGAGGGGAGACGAGGAGGGAGCAGAUGGGGCACGAAGGCUACCAGGAGAUGGGCCGUAAAGGUGGCCUAUCCACCAAGGAGGAGUUUGGAGGCGAGCGGGCCGCCAAGGAAGGCAUCCCCAUCGACGAGUCCAAGUACAAAACUACGCAGUAGAUGUAUAGUCGAUAGCAAGUAGUCUUAGACUCGCUACUUCCCGUUGUGUUUAGGUUCUGCAGCAUGUAGCUAGCUAGUCAUGUAAUGCUUAAGCUUCGUGGUCUUUUGUGCUUAGAGUUUGAUGAAGUUAUUACUAAGUUAUGGUCCCUGUUGCUGUUGAUACUGA
Molecule: messenger RNA, 788 nt
Organism: Zingiber officinale
Lineage: Eukaryota; Viridiplantae; Streptophyta; Magnoliopsida; Zingiberales; Zingiberaceae
Product: protein SLE1-like
Exons: 2
Coding region: 284-622 (112 amino acids)
Biological process (GO): response to abscisic acid
Cellular component (GO): cytosol
Source: RefSeq, a predicted model, not a curated record